AAAUAAUGGAUGAUCACUUGUUUCUUUCUCGCCAAUUCUCAAUUCUCUCUCUGCAUAUUACUUAAAUCAGGUUAAAGAAAGUCAUUUGGUGGAACAAAUUGAUGGACUGCCUUGUGGGUUUUGCAUCUUCUGUUUCAAGAGAUAUAGUGUGUGGCGCAUUAAAAGAAUUGCGUUAUCUUCGCUCUUUUAACAAUUUUGUCGAAAAGCUUAAGCAAGAAGAGGAUGAUUUGAAUGUAAGAAUAGAUGAUGUCCAUAAAUCUGUUGAAGAUGCCAAGAGAAAAACUAGAGAGACUAGUGGAGAUGUUGACAAGUGGCUGCAAGAUGCUAUCAGUAACAUAGGUGAAGUGAAUAAGUUGUUGGAAGAGGCAAGAACAAAAAAAAAUUGGUGCUUUGGGCACUGUCCAAAUUGGAUUGGGCGAUACCAUGUUGGAAAAAAGUUAGCAAAUAAAACUAUGGACCUCGAAAAGUUCAUUGAAGAGGGUAGAAAACAUGUGUCAUUUGACCGCAUCGCUACGCUUCCUUCAAACACCCUUGAUAUGCUGUCAGAAAAAUGCAUUAAUUUUGAGAGUAGACAAUCUGCUUACGAGCAACUACUGGAUGCAGUGAAAAAUAAUGAUGUUUCCAUGAUUGGGUUGUAUGGGAUGGGGGGUUGUGGUAAAACCACAUUAGCAAUGGAGAUUAGGAAAUUCGUAGAAGCAGAACAUCUUUUUGAAAAAGUUCUUUUUGUACCUGUUUCUAGUUCAGUGGAAGUUCUAAGGAUUCAAGAAAAAAUAAGAAGUUCACUGCAACAUGAAAUUCCAGAAACCGAAGAAAUGCAGAGAGCCCAAAGAUUGUGCUCGAUUUUAACCAAAGAAAAGAGUGCUCUUUUAAUUCUAGAUGAUGUGUGGGAGAAGCUUGACUUUGUUCGUAUUGGGAUUCCUUCUUCUGAACACCGUAAAGGCUGCAAGAUUCUAAUUACCACUAGAUCAGAAGAAGUUUGUACUUUAAUGGAUUGUCAAAGAAAGAUUUACUUGCCACAUUUAACCGAUGAAGAAGCAUGGACUCUUUUCCAAAAUAAAGCACUUAUAACAGAAGGCACCCCUCAUACCUUAAAGGAUCUGGGAAGAUCAAUUUCCGAUGAAUGUAAAGGAUUGCCGGUUGCCAUUGCAGCUGUUGCUUGUAGUUUGAAGGGAAAAACUGAGACUGUAUGGAGGGUUGCAUUGAAUAAAUUGAAACAUUCUAACCGAAUAAAUAUUGGAAGAGGUUUGACUGAUCCCUACGAGUGUCUACAGCUGAGCUAUGUUAAUUUGGAUGAUAAAGAAGCUAAAUCACUUUUCCUGUUGUGCUCUGUGUUUCCUGAAGAUUUUGAAAUUCCAAUUGAAGUUUUAACAAGAUGUGCAAUAGGAUUAGGUGUAGUUGGAGAAGCUCACUCAUAUGAGGAGGCAAGGAGUGAAGUGAUUGCAGCUAAAAUUAAGCUUGUUAGUUGUUGUUUAUUGUUGGAUGCAGAUGAUGGAUGUGUCAAAAUGCAUGACAUAGUUCGUGAUGUGGCCCACAUAAUAGCAAAAAAUGAGAAUAAGACGAUCAAGUGUGAAGAGGAAAAAGAUGUUACAGUGGAACAAAAUUCAAUAAGAUAUCUAUGGUGUGUGAAAUUUCCAAGGGAUUUGGAUUGCUCAAAUCUUGAGUUUUUAUUCUUACGAACAAAGAUGAAAGAAUUUGAUGGGAUUUUCAAAACAAUGGGAAUGCUCAAAGUUUUGAUUCUUGUCAACGAUGGGGAUGGAAAAACACCAUUGCCAACGAUAUCUUUCAAAACAUUAACAAAUCUUCGAUGUCUAUACAUUUUAAAUUGUGAAUUGAGCGACUUCUCAUUUUUAAGCGGCAUGAAGAAUCUUCAAAGUUUAGAGUUAUAUUAUUGUUUACUACCUUCGUUUCCUGAAUUACAAAUCGAUGUUGCAAUUCCACUAACAACCUUAAAAUUGUUAGUGUUGAAUGAAUGUGACAUUAAAGUGAAGAAUUUUGAAGUGAUGAAGAGAAUCCCGCUUUUGGAAGAGUUGUACAUUAUUGAUAUUCAAGGACAAUGGUAUGCUAAUAGUGAAGACACUAUUCAAUUCUUUAAGACAUUUAGCAUUCCCGAAACACUGCAAAGGUAUGGAAUUGUAUUAGGAUCCUGUUCUUUUGAUGGUGGUGAUUUUAAAAAGUUGUCCUGUCAUCAUAGAACUUUAUUACUUAACUAUUUUGACGUAUCAAAUGAGGUAAUGAAGGGCUUGGCAAAAAAUGCAAAGGAUCUAUUUGUAGGAAAUAUUCAUGGAGGUGCAAAAAAUAUGAUCCCUGAUAUAUUUCAAAUUGAAGGAGGAGGUUUGAAUGAGUUGAAUACGUUGGAGAUACAUGAUUCUGUAGAGAUAAAGUGUUUGAUUGACACUCGUAGUCACUCGAGUGAGGUGGUAACUCUUUUGUCCAACUUGCAUACGUUGAAAAUCAGCUGCAUGGAAAAUCUAAAAGCUAUAUGGAAUUGUUUUUUACCUAUCAAUGGGCCAUUUAAGAACUUAGAGAAGUUGGAUUUGAGUGUUUGUCCACAGAUGACUUCUCUCUUCACGUAUGUUGUUGCUCGAAGUUUGGUAAAAUUGAAAAUAUUAAAAAUAUCAAGAUGUGAUGAACUGAAGCAUAUAUUAACAUAUGAUGAGAAAAGUCAAGAUGAAUUCACUAGUGGGCAUCCUCUGCAAAUCUUCCAAAAUCUUGAGGAAGUAGAGGUAUAUAGCUGUCCAGAAUUAAAACAUAUGUUCCCAGCCAACAUUGUUGGAGGCUUAACUCACUUGAAAGUGCUCAAGAUAGAAGGAUGCGACAUGCUAGAUCAAAUAAUUGGAGAUAUUGUUUCAUUAAUAGAGCAUGAUAGAAAAGAAGAACUUGAUGAAAUCGUUGAGGAAGGAAAGCAUCCACAUUUAUAUAACACUUCAAUUCCAACAACAAUAGUUGUGAAGCAAAGCCCAGGAACUUUAUCCAACCUUGCAAGCCUUAAGAUAACAAGUUGCGGGAAGUUAGGCUCAAUUUUUACAGCAUCUAUAGCUAAGACCUUGACUUCUUUGGAAGAAUUGUACAUAGGUGGGUGCAAAAGUUUGAAAGAUAUAGUAACUCAUGAAAGGGUCAACAAAAAUCAGGAGGAAAGCAUUGUUGAGAAUGAGCAUGAUUGUCAGAGUGAUAUUUCAAUCUUCCAAAGUUUGAAGAAGAUACAUAUCAGUGAUUGUGACUUAUUGGAGGGUAUAUUCCCUGUUUCUUUUGUUGGAGAAUUGAAUGAUAUAACAAAUAAAGAGGGUUUUGAUUUCAAAAACUUCUCUAGUCGAAAUAAUACUCAAAUUGAGCUUCCUACUUUAGAAGUACUUGAACUUGAUCAUAUUCGGAACAGAACCAUUGUUGGUAGUUAUGAUGUGAUAUGUCCAUCUUUAAGAACACUAUCAUUGGAUAUUGGGAGAUAUGUUGGGUUUUUCAACAUAAAUUGUUCAACAGAUGCUUCAGAACCUACAAAAACGGAUUUUAUUGCAAUCAAGAUAUCGAACUCAGAUUUUGAUCCGCCGGUUGAAAGUGUUGAAUGUCUUUCAAAAGAACCGCAUGGUUUGAACUUGAUUAUGAUACACAAUAUUUGAGAGAUUAGAC
Molecule: messenger RNA, 3621 nt
Organism: Vigna radiata var. radiata (mung bean)
Lineage: Eukaryota; Viridiplantae; Streptophyta; Magnoliopsida; Fabales; Fabaceae
Product: probable disease resistance protein At4g27220
Exons: 4
Coding region: 102-3611 (1169 amino acids)
Molecular function (GO): ADP binding
Source: RefSeq, a predicted model, not a curated record